GACCACUAAGAACUGUUUGAAAUGGGCCAAAGGAUAUUUAAAAGAACAAUUAAUUGGUCUUACCGCUGAACAUGAGGGCAUCACGGUCAAAACUGUGGAUGUAACCGAAUGUUCCGGAGACGCAGAUUUGAAUCAAAGAAAGGGAAAAUUAAUUCCAUUCAUUGAUUUAGUAAUAGAGUUAACUUGGUCUGGUACGGUACCAGAUGGUACCGAAGUUACAGGAAAAAUCCGUAUUCCUGAACUUCAAGGUACAGAAGGGAAUUGUGAGUUUCAAGUCAGUGUUGACGAUGAAACUACUGUUAAAGAACCCAUAAAAAAAGUAGUCCAAGACCAUCUGACUCCUUUGAUAAGGGAAAAGUUUAAAAAUUUUGGCAAAGAUAUGUUAGAAA
This is a messenger RNA of Scutellospora calospora, 389 nucleotides long. The record is from the annotation of a GenBank genome assembly. Lineage: Eukaryota; Fungi; Glomeromycota; Glomeromycetes; Diversisporales; Gigasporaceae.